This is a messenger RNA of Caretta caretta (loggerhead turtle), 2207 nucleotides long. RefSeq lists its product as uncharacterized. Gene Ontology annotation, molecular function: RNA polymerase II cis-regulatory region sequence-specific DNA binding; DNA-binding transcription activator activity, RNA polymerase II-specific. Gene Ontology annotation, cellular component: nucleus. Lineage: Eukaryota; Metazoa; Chordata; Testudines; Cheloniidae. The record is from RefSeq and is a predicted model, not a curated record. Gene Ontology annotation, biological process: regulation of transcription by RNA polymerase II.
CAGGGCUGGGGAGACCGGACGCCUGGGUUCUAACCCCAGGGUCUGGGAAGGUUCGGGUCCAACCCGAGAAAGCCCCAGGGGCGGUUGCAGCCCGAGUCGCUAUGGAGGGACGCACAGGAAGGGAGCGGUGUGCGGCUGAGAGCGGGUGGCUGGUGUGGGAGGAAGGGGAGGGGGAGAGGAAAGAAGAGAGGGAUCAGAGUCUCGGCAUCAUCCCCUUGCCUGGGAGCUGCUCAUCAGCUCGGCUGUUAGAAGAAGCGGCUUCUGCUGCCAACCUUGGGAGCCCGGGCUGAGCCGCUACUGCUCCCCUCCCAGCUGCGUCUGUGCUGGGGAGAGCCCUGCAUUAACCCCCUCUGGGCCCAGCUGGGGGACUUUCUCCGGGGGCCGGAACCAGCCCCGGGCUCUGCCGACACCAGCCCCUGAGCCGGAGCCUGCAGGACCCUCCUCCUGCCCCCUCCCCGCCCGCGACCACCUCACCAGACCUUAUUUCCCACAUGGACCAAGGGGAAGAACCCAGUGCCCCAGACCCUCAAGAUUCUUCAGAAAAGGAGACACUGAGCGACUCCCACAUAGCACAGGGAAUGACUCAUGUCUGGAUUCAGAAGGGAGCUGAUGGGUUCAGCAGGGAGAAUGAAGAUGAGAGUCCUCAGCAGGAAAGUCCCGAGCGAAUGGACCUGCAUGGGAUGUUAUCAGGAAGCACCAAAGGGGAAGUUUCCCAGAAUCAUGAAAAGGAAAAAGCCAGUGCGAGUCAGUCUUAUAAAUGCCCCGACUGUGGGAAAAGCUUCCACUGGAGCUCACGCCUUGCCAUUCAUCAGCGAAUCCACACAGGAGAGAAGCCACAUAAGUGUGCCGACUGUGGGAAAGGCUUCAAUUGGAGGGCACAGCUUAUCACACACUGGAGAUGUCACACGGGAGAGAAACCCUUUACAUGUGAGGACUGUGGGAAAAGCUUCAUGCGGAGCUCCAUCCUUACUGAACACAAGAGAAUACACACGGGAGAGACACCUUACAAAUGCGACUAUUGCGGGGAAAGAUUUGCCUGGAGCUCAGCCCUCUCUGUACACAGGAGAAUCCACGUGGAAGGGGAACACUAUCGAUGUAAAGAUUGUGGGAAAAGCUUCUGCAUGAGCUCGGAUCUUAAUAAACAUAGAAGAGUGCACACGGGAGAGAGACCCUAUAAAUGCCCUGACUGUGGGAAGAGCUUCAGAGUGAGCUCAAACCUCACGGCACAUCGGAGGAUCCACACCGGAGAGAGACCCUAUAAAUGCCCCGAAUGUGAGCAAAGCUUCCGGCAGAGCUCCACCCUUCUUAAACAUCAGAGACUACACUUGCAAGAGAGGCCAUAUAAAUGCCCUGAGUGUGGGCAAAGCUUCUGUGUCAGCUCAGCCCUGACUGUUCAUCAGAGGAUCCACACGGGAGAGAGACCUUACAGAUGCAAAGGCUGUGGGAAAAGCUUCAGUAACAGCUCAUCCCUUGUCACCCACCAGAGGAUCCACACGGGAGAGAAACCCUAUAAAUGCCCCGACUGCGGGAAGAGUUUCAGCCAGCGCUCGGCCCUGUCUGCGCACAGGAGCAUCCACAGAGGAGAGAGACCCUAUAAAUGUGACUGUGGGGAAAGUUUCAUUGUGAGUGCUGACCUUCUCAAGCAUCAGAGAAUCCACACGGGAGAGAAACUCUACAAUUGCAAAGACUGUGGGAAAAGCUUCUCUCGGAGCACCAACCUUGCUGCCCACGGGCGGAUCCACCGGGGAGAGAAACCUUAUAAAUGCCCCGACUGUGGGAAAAGCUUCACUAGCAGCUCAACCCUUAUUACGCAUCGGAGAGUGCACACGGGGGAGAGGCCCUAUAACUGCUCUGACUGCGGGAGAAGGUUCAGUCAGAGCUCAGCCCUUACUAAGCAUCGGAGAAUCCACACGGGGGAGAGGCCCUAUAACUGCUCUGACUGUGGGAAAAGCUUCACCAACAGCUCCCAUCUUAUUAGACAUCAGAGAACCCACACGGGAGACAGUCCCUAUAAAUGCCCCGAAUGUGGGAAAAGAUUCAGGCAGAGCUCGGCCCUUCUGAAACAUUGGAGACUCCACAGGGGAAACACUGUAAAUGUCGACUUUACAGAGAAUGCUCAGACCACCAGUGAAGCCAGGUGGGAUGGGAAUCCAUGAUGCACCUUGAUUGGAACUCUGCAGCAUUAAAAAAAAUUGCAGGAAAACUCA